Molecule: messenger RNA, 641 nt
Organism: Cucurbita maxima (winter squash)
Lineage: Eukaryota; Viridiplantae; Streptophyta; Magnoliopsida; Cucurbitales; Cucurbitaceae
Exons: 1
Coding region: 26-514 (162 amino acids)
Source: RefSeq, a predicted model, not a curated record
AAAUUCAAGGGAAAAUAAAAGGAAAAUGUCUGUAGCGACGGAGGAAAUCAAAGCCAAAGGGGCCGAAGUCUACAAAGGAGACGAGAUUUGCCAAGAGAAAUCCAAGGAAUUGCUGAAGGAAAUCGGUCUUCCAAAUGGUCUUCUGCCAUUGAAAGACAUAGAAGAAUGUGGGAUCGUGAGAGAAACAGGGUAUGUGUGGCUGAAGCAGAAGAAGAACACGACCCACAAGUUCGAGAAGAUCGGGAAGCUGGUGUCGUAUGCGACGGAGGUCACGGCAGUUGUGGAGAAGAACAGGAUCAAGAAACUCACCGGAGUUAAGACCAAGGAGCUUCUGAUUUGGGUGAGUUUGAGUGAUAUCUAUGUGGAUGAUCCGCCCACCGGAAAGAUCACGUUUCAGACUCCGGCGGGGCUGUUUAGGACUUUUCCGGUGUCGGCGUUUCAGGUUGAGGAGGCGUUAAAGCAGGUGAGUGAAAAGGAACAUGGGGUGGGCGCUGUCGGAGUCAAGGAGGUCUGAUCUGUAUGUCUUAUGGUUUUAUAUAAUGAAAUGAAUGUUUUAAUAGCUAAUAAAUCAUGUGUUGUAGCUCGAGAAUUUGGUUUACUGGUCUGUCUGGAUUUGGGAUGAUCCCAUUCAUGUUUUUUUU